Molecule: messenger RNA, 1496 nt
Organism: Triticum dicoccoides
Lineage: Eukaryota; Viridiplantae; Streptophyta; Magnoliopsida; Poales; Poaceae
Product: protein BIG GRAIN 1-like
Exons: 1
Coding region: 276-1238 (320 amino acids)
Biological process (GO): auxin-activated signaling pathway
Source: RefSeq, a predicted model, not a curated record
AUCCCUUCCCCCCUCACCCUUCUUUCCUCCAGCCUUUCCACACCAUCUCCUCCUUUCCGCCACCACCCUUCGCCUCACGAGCUCGCUUCCGGUGAGGAACCGUCUCGCCGUGCACGGGGUUCCUCUGCCUCGCGCCACUUUCCGCCCUAGACCAGCGCAUUGUUGGGCUGGGAGCUCCUGCUUUUGAGCUUUGGUGGUGUCGCUGUGUCCGUGUGUUGGAGCUUUGGUGGUGUCGCUGUGUCCGUGUGUUGGAGCGCCUGCGCGUUGCUGGUGGAAUGGAGAGGCGCGGGGACAAGGGGGCGUCGGCGGCGGCGGCGGCGCGGGCGAGGCGCCACGCCGACCAGCCGUCCUUCUCGUCGUCGCUGCUGGACGCGAUAUACAGGUCCAUGGAGGACGAGCCGGGCCACCCCGCUGGGGACGCGGUGACUGCGGCGGCUACCAAGAAGAAGCAGCAGCAGGAGCAGGAGGAGGCCCUGCACUACAGCUACUACUACAGGCCGUCGCUGGCCGGGAGCUACCGGGCGCGCGCGCCGGCGCCCGGGCCGCACGCCACCACGUCCAGCUCCUCCGAGUGCUCCAGCUACGGCGGCUUCUCCUCGUCCGAGGCCGAGUCGUCCAGCCACCGCCGCCUGCGCCCCAUCCGCACCGCCGUGCCCGGCGGGCCGCCCGCGCCCGCGCCGGAGAAGAAGGCCAAGAAGCAGCCGGCGGGGGCCUCCAUCCGCGCCAAGCUCAGGGACCUCCGCAAGCCGGCCUCCCCCGGCGCGCGCCUCGCGGGCUUCCUCAACACCAUCUUCGCCGGCAAGCGCGCCGCGCCGCAGACGCCGCCCUCGGCCCGCACGGCGGCGGCGGCGGAGUACGCCUGCUCCUCGGCGUCGUCCUACUCGCGGUCCUGCCUGAGCAAGACGCCGUCCACGCGCGGGCACGCCAACCGCACCGUGCGGUUCGUGGACAGCGACCGCGAGGCGCCGGCGACGGUGCCCGGGGCGGACCGCCGGAGGGUGCCGGUGGAGCAGAUGCUGCUCCGGCGCAUGGAGAUGGAGAGCGACGAGGAGGACGACGAGGACGAGAGCAGCGACGCCAGCUCGGACCUGUUCGAGCUCGAGAACUUGGCCGCCGCCGCCGUGCCGCCGGGCGCAGGGUAUCGGGACGAGCUGCCGGUGUACGAGACGACCAGGGUGGUGCUGAACCGCGGCAUUGGCCACGCGUGCGGGCACGGCCGGAGCGCCAGAGUCGCCUGAUGUUUGCUCGACGGGAUCGCGCGCGGGGCCGGUGGGCGACUGUAAAACGGCGGGGGUUACUGUAAAAUGCAAAAUUAGUUAGCUACUCUAGAUGGGAGGUUUGAGUAGGCGUUUUAUUACGUGCUCUCUCUUUUAACCUUUGGUGUUGUCUCUGAGAUUUUCUUCGUUUCGGGGGUGUGGAGUGUACUCAGUCAGUCAGAUGUACUGUAAUUUCUAGCCGCAGGAAAUCAAUCAGUAAAUUGUUGUUCCUAGUGUUCA